Meloidogyne enterolobii is the source of this 486-nucleotide messenger RNA. The record is from the annotation of a GenBank genome assembly. NCBI's taxonomy places the organism in Eukaryota, Metazoa, Nematoda, Chromadorea, Rhabditida, Meloidogynidae.
AUGUUUUUAAAACUUUUAAUUUUCCUUUUAAUUAUAAACAAAAUUAUUGCUUCUGAUUCUAAUAGCGGAGAUAGUGGCAAUGAAAAUUCUAAUAGUAAGCCCAGUGAUGAGUUUGUCGACUCUGUUGACGUUCGAGAGAAUGAUAAUGAGCAACAACCUUCCAAUUCAAUCGACAAUCAAAAUCUUCAAGACCCACAAUUUAUUAAAGAUGAUGAUACAAAUGCACUGUUAAAUAACGAAGAGAAUAAUCGCAUUAAUGAAUACACAACAGAAAAAAUUAAAAAAGAUGAGGAAGACCAACUAAAUAAUGAAGGAUCUAUUGUGGACAAUGAAUUUCCUGAAGAGGAUAAUGAUGUAAAUGGAAUAAACAUUAAUACAACUGCAAAAUAUCUCAAUGAUGUAAAUGAUAAUGAUAACAAUGAAAGUGAUGGGCAAGGAUGCGUGUAUGAGGUUCGAUUUCUUAACGAAAAAUCCCCUCGCUCUUAA